GAGCCACCAGCUGUGUGGGAACGGGAGGCGAUUUCGCCGCCAAAGUGUCAAAGGUCUGAUCUGAUCCUACCUGGAGCGACUCCUCCAGUUUCACUGCAGAACUCCACACUGCGUCAGCAACAGCUGUCCUGCAGCCUCGCGCCGGCUGCCAGGAGGGGAGAAUUACGUCGGUGUUGGACUUAACAGAAGACGGUUUUAUUAUUAUUUCCCCCCCUAAGUGUCUAGGAUUCUGUGGAAAUAUUGUCAUCGUGCAAGGCAAGCUCCUUCUAGGGAAACCCCAGUGUGGUGGUAUCUCUUUGCAAUGCAAAGAUGGCGUCCUUGCUCCCUCCCCCAGGCGUCAAAUUCUUCCGCCCUUUCACUCGUGAAUCAUUGGUGGAGAUCGAGAGGCUCGAGGCUGAAAGACAGAAGGCAGCGGAGGUAAAAGACCACAAUGAAGAAGAACUGGCGGUGCCCCAUGCUGAUCUGGAAGCUGGAAAGAAUCUGCCCUUGAUCUAUGGAGACCCUCCACCAGAGCUGCUCAACACGCCUCUGGAGGACCUGGAUUCCUUCUACAAAUCACAGAAAACAUUCGUUGUGAUCAGCAAAGGAAACACAAUCUACAGGUUCAAUGCUGAACCAGCUUGUUACAUUCUGAGCCCCUUCAGUGUGAUCAGGAGAGGAGCCAUCAAAAUUCUCAUACAUUCAUUAUUUAGCAUGUUCAUCAUGAUUACCAUUCUAUCGAAUUGUGUGUUCAUGACGAUGAGUAAUCCACCAGCAUGGAGUAAAACUGUCGAGUAUGUUUUCACUGGUAUUUAUACUUUUGAGGCAACAGUUAAAGUGUUAUCUCGAGGUUUCUGUGUUGGAUCUUUUACAUUCCUUCGAGAUCCAUGGAAUUGGUUGGAUUUCAUGGUGAUCAGCAUGGCUUACAUCACUGAGUUUGUUGACCUUGGCAAUGUGUCAGCCCUCAGAACAUUUCGUGUACUUCGAGCCCUGAAAACAAUCACUGUGAUUCCUGGUUUGAAAACAAUUGUGGGCGCUUUGAUCCAGUCAGUGAAGAAAAUGGGGGACGUCAUGGUUCUGACCGUCUUUGCCCUUGCAGUUUUUGCCCUUGUUGGUCUUCAGCUUUUCAUGGGGAACCUUCGUCAAAAAUGUGUGCGAUGGCCCAUCCUGAUGAAUGAAACCACAGCUGAAUUUUUUAACACCUCGUCUACAUUUAAUGAUACAAUGAACUUCAACAACACCAUCAGUGUCAGUAAUACAUCAUACUCCAACAGUACCUUCAAUUUUACUGAAUAUAUUGAAAACACAGACAAUCACUAUUAUCUGGAAGGCAGCCUGGAUGCUCUGCUUUGUGGUAACAGCUCUGAUGCUGGAAAGUGCCCAGAAGGAUACACAUGCAUGAAGGCAGGGAGGAACCCUAACUAUGGCUACACCAGUUUUGACUCUUUUGGCUGGGCCUUCCUUGCCCUCUUCAGGCUCAUGACCCAGGACUUCUGGGAGAAUCUUUUCCAACUGAUUUUACGGGCAGCUGGAAAGACAUACAUGCUGUUCUUUGUGGUGAUUAUCUUUCUGGGAUCCUUCUACCUCAUCAACCUGAUCCUGGCUGUGGUAGCCAUGGCUUAUGAUGAACAGAAUCAAGCAACUCAGCAAGAGGCCAUCGAAAAAGAGGAGGAGUUUCAGCGGCUGCUAGAGCAACUCAGGAAUCAAGAACAGGCUCAAGCUCUUGGAAGCCAAGCAACUCUGACCAGUAAGAAGUCACUUAGCCAUCACACAGCAUCUGAGAUGGCAGAUGAUGAACAGAAUGUUAAACAAGGUUGUGAGGUUGUCAAAGACUGUAAUGGGAGAAUUGUCCCCCAUGUGAUGGUCAGAGCACCCACCAUGGAUGAGUCUGCCACAGAUUAUGAACUCAAAGAGAAGCCAUUGGACUCUGUGCACAGCAGGCUUCAUCCGGAUGAACCAGGCCUGACACAGAGAUCUGCCAGUGUUGCAACUGUGCUCACAACGACUGCCAUGGAAGAGUUGGAGGAGGCUCAGAGGCCAUGUCCGCCUUGCUGGUACAAAUUUGCAGAUACCUUUUUGAAGUGGAACUGUUGUGAGCCCUGGAUUGUCUUUAAAAAGUGGGUACACUUUGUUGUCAUGGACCCCUUUGUUGACUUGGCUAUUACAAUCUGCAUUGUGCUCAACACCCUCUUCAUGGCCAUGGAGCACUACCCCAUGACACCGGAGUUUGACCACAUGCUCUCAGUGGGGAAUCUGGUUUUCACUGGGAUUUUCACAGCGGAAAUGUUCUUUAAACUUAUCGCCAUGGAUCCCUACUACUACUUUCAAGUUGGAUGGAACAUUUUCGAUAGCAUCAUUGUGACUCUAAGUCUGGUGGAGUUAGGGCUGGCAAACGUCCAGGGCCUGUCAGUCCUUAGGUCCUUCCGUCUGCUUCGUGUCUUCAAGUUGGCAAAGUCCUGGCCAACACUCAACAUGCUGAUCAAAAUCAUUGGUAACUCAGUAGGAGCUUUAGGCAACCUGACUUUGGUGCUGGCCAUCAUCGUCUUCAUUUUUGCUGUUGUGGGCAUGCAGCUCUUUGGAAAGAGCUACAAGGACUGUGUGUGCAAGAUAUCAGCAGACUGCGAGCUACCACGCUGGCACAUGAACGACUUCUUCCACUCGUUCCUCAUCGUGUUUCGCAUCCUGUGCGGGGAGUGGAUCGAGACCAUGUGGGACUGCAUGGAGGUGGCUGGACCUGCCAUGUGUUUCAUCGUCUUCAUGAUGGUCAUGGUCAUUGGAAAUCUUGUGGUGUUGAACCUCUUCUUGGCCUUGCUGCUCAACUCGUUCAGUGGAGACAACCUCUCGACAGGAGACGACGAUGGAGAGAUGAACAACCUCCAGAUCGCCAUUGGCAGAAUCACACGGGGCAUUGACUGGUUGAAAGCAUUUAUUAUUCAAAGGGUCAUGCAAAUUCUUGGCAUAAAGCCCCAGGAGCCUGACCAGGACCCAGAGGAUGAUGUUGAUCCUAAAACUGAAGGAAUUGAGAUGAACCAUUUGGACACCUGUCAGACUCUCAAACUGAAAGAUGGAAAAUUGGACAGUUUGGUUGAAAGCCAGCCAUCUAGAUUUAUGCUAGACGGAGAGCUUAGACUCAAUGUGCCAAUUGCAGAGGGAGAGUCAGAUUUUGAAAAUCUGAGUGAGGGAGGUGACGACGAUGAAGAUGAUGAUGGCAGCUUGGAAGAAGAUGAGCAGGAUAAUCAGCCAUCUAAAAAAAAAAUGCGAGAUGAAUUGAAUAUUCCAGGGAAAACCAAAUUGAUGGGUGUUGUGAACGAUGAGGAUUCUUCAGUGUGCAGCACAGCAGACUAUCAGCCACCUGAGCCUGAACCUGAAGAAGUGGAAGAAGAAGAGCCAGACCCUGUGGAGCCAGAGGCCUGCUUCACUGACAACUGUGUGAAGAGCUGGCCAUGUCUGACUGUGGACAUCACACAAGACAGAGGAAAGAAAUGGUGGAAUCUCCGUAAGACUUGCUUCACUAUAGUGGAGCAUGAUUGGUUUGAGACCUUCAUAAUCUUUAUGAUCCUCCUCAGCAGUGGGGCUCUGGCCUUUGAAGACAUAUACAUUGAGAAACGCCGGACUAUAAAAAUCAUUCUGGAGUUUGCUGACAAGGUUUUCACCUACAUCUUUGUCAUUGAGAUGCUGCUUAAAUGGGCUGCAUAUGGCUUCAAGAUCUACUUCACCAAUGCGUGGUGUUGGUUAGACUUUUUCAUUGUGGAUAUUUCCCUGAUCAGUUUAGUUGCCAACUGGAUGGGCUACUCAGAUCUUGGACCUAUCAAGUCUCUCAGAACCCUUAGAGCACUCAGACCUCUUCGAGCGCUGUCAAGAUUUGAGGGGAUGAGGGUGGUGGUGAACGCGCUUGUGGGAGCGAUUCCCUCCAUCUUCAAUGUGCUGCUGGUGUGUCUGAUAUUCUGGCUCAUCUUCAGCAUUAUGGGAGUUAAUUUGUUUGCGGGGAAGUUUUACCGCUGCAUCAACACCACCACAGAGGAGCUUUUCCCCAUUUCUGAGGUCAAUAAUCGAAGUGACUGCAUGGCUGUCAAAGAAGCCACACAGGACGCCCGCUGGGUCAACAUCAAAGUCAACUAUGACAAUGUUGGAAAGGGCUACCUGUCCCUGCUUCAAGUGGCAACUUUUAAAGGCUGGAUGGACAUCAUGUAUGCUGCCGUUGACUCAAGAGAGGUUGAGGAGCAACCUUCUUAUGAGAUCAACCUUUACAUGUAUAUAUAUUUUGUUAUCUUCAUUAUUUUUGGCUCUUUCUUCACCUUAAACCUCUUUAUUGGUGUCAUUAUUGACAAUUUCAACCAACAAAAGAAAAAGAUUGGAGACAAAGACAUCUUUAUGACAGAGGAACAAAAAAAGUACUAUGAGGCCAUGAAGAAACUUGGUUCCAAGAAGCCACAGAAGCCAAUUCCACGUCCAACGAACCCAGUCCAGGGCCUCGUGUUUGAUUUCAUCAGCCAGCAGUUCUUUGACAUCUUCAUCAUGGUACUCAUUUGCCUCAAUAUGGUGACCAUGAUGGUGGAAACAGAUGACCAAAGUACUGAAAAGGAGGAUUUUCUUUUUAAAGUCAACGUGGCUUUCAUAGUAGUCUUCACUGGAGAGUGUGUGUUGAAACUUUUUGCACUGCGACAUUACUUCUUCACCAAUGGCUGGAACAUUUUUGACUUCAUCGUGGUCAUCUUGUCAAUAGCAGGUACGAUGCUUUCAGACUUAAUUGAGAAGUACUUUGUGUCACCAACUCUUUUCAGAGUGAUCCGACUUGCCAGGAUUGGCAGGAUUCUGCGUCUUAUUAAAGGAGCUAAGGGUAUACGGACGCUUCUAUUUGCUCUAAUGAUGUCACUUCCUGCCUUAUUCAAUAUUGGUCUCCUGCUCUUCCUCAUUAUGUUUAUAUUCUCCAUCUUUGGGAUGUCAAACUUUGCCUAUGUCAAAAAAGAGGCUGGAAUCGAUGACAUAUUUAAUUUUGAGACGUUUGGUGGGAGCAUUAUCUGCUUGUUUCAGAUUACGACGUCGGCAGGCUGGGAUGGGCUGUUGCUUCCAAUAUUAAACAGGGAUCCUCCAGACUGUGACCCAGACUUUGAGAAUCCAGGCACGGAUGUAAAGGGUAACUGUGGCAAUCCGGUAAUGGGCAUGAUGUUUUUCUGCAGCUACAUCAUUAUUUCGUUCUUAGUGGUGGUCAACAUGUACAUUGCCAUAAUUUUAGAGAACUUCAAUGUGGCACAGGAGGAGAGCGGUGAUGCACUCUGUGAGGAGGACUUUGAGAUGUUCAAUGUGACCUGGGAGAAGUUUGAUGUGAAUGGAACGAUGUUCAUUGAGUAUAGCCAGCUCUCAGAUUUUUGCGACACCUUGCAGGAACCCCUGAGGAUUGCCAAGCCUAACCGGAUUCGCCUGAUUGAAAUGGAUCUACCUCUGGUUAUUGGAGACAGAAUCCACUGCCUGGAUGUUUUGUUGGCUGUUACCCAGAAUGUAUUGGGAGACACAGUUGAGAUGGCAGCAAUGCGAGAAAGCAUUAAAGCAAAGUUCAUCCUGAGCAAUCCCACCUCAGACUCCUUUGCACCGAUUACCACAACUGUACGCCACAAGGAGGAGCAGAGGGCUGCUGUGGUCAUUCAGAGGGCUUACCGCGACCAUCUUCUGAAGCGCUGCAUACGCCAUGCUGCUUUCAUGCAUCUGUCAAAGAGGAUGGGUAGAAAAGAUGAAGAUAAGGAUCCACCAGAAAAAGAGGGGCUGCUUGCAAGAAGGUUAGGGGUUCUCUAUGGGAGUAAUGCAGACCUCGCUGAAGAAAUGGAACGAGAGGCUUUAGAAACUCUAACAAGCCAACAACAAAUUGAUCCUGAGGCAGUGUCGUAUUAUGAAGAGGCCCUGGGUGAUCAAGGUCCUCCUGAGCCAAAUAUAAUAGUUGUCCCUGUAGAAAUUACAAGUGAAGUUUUAUUACAUUCUGCCCCCAACCAGUAUCUCUUCACCUUACAAGCAAACCUGAGAGAGUCAGUUGUAUAACAAACUGCAAAAGAUCAAUGUCUUGUCUUACUAUGCCGUGUCCUGUUUUGCUAAAGGAAUGUUUUGGGAUUUUUUAAGUGGGUUUAAUGAAGUAGUAUAUGUUUUCCCUUGAGAAGCUUUCCUGAUAGUUGAGCUAAAGCUAAAAGUUACAGAGUACAUUGCCAUCACAACAGCAAACCUUUCACCACAUACUGUAAAAUAACUAAAACCUAAAAUUUUUUAUUUUAGUUUGGGUUUUGGGCAAAGGUUUAGCUCUUAUUAUUGAUAAAUACUCCCAACAAACCUUUCUGAAAUUUUUCUCAUGGAAGGUUUUAGUCUGUUUUUGGGUCAAAGGUGAGACUGGACUGCAUGUAUUUUUUUAUUUUUUAUUACAAUAUUAAUCAGCAAAAUUUAAAAGAAAGAAAACAUUUAAAUCUAUAGAUUAAGGAAGUACAAAUGAUUUCUCAGAUUUUUGUUGUUUUGUCUUAACUGAUCGCCAUUAAACAACACUAAAGUUUGUCAUUAGAGGGUGAAGUAUGGACCAGAAUCUGUGAUUUUUAUAGAUUUCAGAAACUAUCAUAAAUACUAGAGCGAGCUACUUUAACAUACUUUAAUAACUGUUCAGUGAAUAUUUUGUUAUCCAAAUGGCAUAGUAAUGAACACUGGUGCAGUUUAAUGCUUUUUACAGUUGAGGCUUUUAGAUCAGCUAUAACUUUGUUUUUGACACCACUAAUACAGAGAAUAUGGCUGUUACCAUGCUGCACUAGUGGCUACCCAAAGAGUAACUUAAAUUUAAUGAUGCAAUCCUCAAUUGGACUGCAGGAAUUUAAGCUGUUGAUGUCAUCCAUUGAAAUUUAUCAAAAGAUUUGACCAUUUAUUUCAUAUUUGAGUUUAAGCAAAUUGAUAAUUUUUUUUAUAAUAUCCCAAAUUUCAUCACAAGAGCCACAUUGAAGUUACAGAACUUCAUGGUUAAAGGUUAUGAAUGCAGUCCCUAUUUGUUUUAAUUAUAAAAUAUGUAUCAGACUGUUCUUACUGUAAUGUCCUUUACAGUAAGGACAGCACAGACAGAAGUGUCUCAUUUCUUGUCAUCUGAUGCUCACGCUUUUCUACGGGGAAUUUGUUUUGUACAUAUGUAAAUUAGUAAGAAGGAAAAAUGGGAAUCUGGUUCAGAAUUUUGCCAGUAUACCAGUGCAACUCUGAUCUCUGUUAAAUGUAACUAGUUAGCUAACAGUGUCACCAUCUGUCCCUGUCUGGCUCGGUCAGAGAGGCUCAGUUUAUAUUGCACUAAUUAUUUCCCUUCCAGAUGAAAAGUAGAGAAAUUGUUCUUGUUAACUGAAAUACCUUCAUGUUUUGUUAUGUUUUCUUCAAGAAUAUGUGCAUGUCUUACAUGUUUUAUCUGUUUUUAUUUAAAAAAACAAAGAACAAUUUGGUCCCUUUUGAUAUCAGACGAUCACAAAACAAAAAGUCGUCACUUUUUUUCUCAUUUUGGUGAAUUUCAGUUGCAGCAUCCUCGUAAAUACACAAUUUUAUCAUGAAUUAAACAAGUGCUAUAGUGAAAGAGCUGCUGUUUUGGUACUUGCUGUUGUACCUCAGGUUGGAUUGAGUGCAGAAUUAGUUUUUGAGACUUGAUCUUUUCCUAAUUUAAAAUAUAAAAAAAAUAGCACAUAUAGCUGAGGGUUGUCUUAGGGAGAUAUUUGACUGUAAUGUCAGAGGAAUACAUGAAUUUCCAUGGUGUAGAUCUGUAAUUAUAUUAGCAUAAUUACAAAAAAAAACCCUUUAUAAGUUGAAGUAAGUGCUUUUAUGUUUGCUGGAUCUACUCUAAAAUCUGUCCUCAUGUAGAAAAGUUGCUUGUAUAAGUCUUAACUACAUUUCUAAUGUCUUACUUUGAGAGUAUAUGCCACUGUGUAAAGGUUUUAGGCAUUCUGAGUAAAAAAAAACAAAAAAUCAAUGACAUUUUGAUUUACAGCUUCUAUAUAAAGUUUGCAAAUAUUUUCCUUUUUUUUAUAGUAUAUCUUUUAACAUACUCUGUAAGCACCUACUAUUUAAAUCACAAUCAAUUUUGCUGUAAGUACAAUCACAAAUAAUUGCAGUUCUCAUUUGUCUGUCUGGUCUUAUUCAACCUCAUUAAUAUAAUAGGGAUAAUAAUGUAAAGACGAAGUCAAUGUAAACAAUGGCAAAACAAUGAUAAAGCAUAUAAAACAUUGAAUCUGUGAACUUAUAUACAUUUUGAAAUUUUAGCUACUAAAGAACUUUCCAAAAAGGGAAGGCAGGGGCAUUUAACUGCUGACCUUCUAUUUUUAACACCACUUUGCAGUUGUUUGGGAACUGAGGACAUCUACACAUCCUUGCCCGUAUAUAUAGGAUUCUAAUGGGUGACAGCUCUGGACUGCGGGCAGGCCAGUUUAGCACCCUGACAUUUUCAACAUGGAGCCAAACUGAUAAAACACAAGUAAAAUGAAUUUUUGCUAAAAAUAAAUAAAUAAAAGAAAGAUUUCUUGAAAGCACCAGAUAUUUUCUUUCAGCAGUAAUAAACAUAAAUGAAAUUCAUGACUGUGCAGCAUUGCAUGGUUUGGCAUCCAGAUGCUGGGUUUAAACAGCGUGCUGUCCAUGAUUUUUGAGAAGAAUUUAAAUGUUUGAUUUGCUUACUACUUCAGUUUAGUCCAUUUUAGAUGACCUCAGGCCAUGAAGUGGUCACAGUUUUUCAUUUGGCUUAUCUUCAUAAAAACUUUUCUUUGUAUUGCAAAGUAUUAGAUUGAAUUUAUAAGUGCAAUGACAAACUUUUUUUCACUGAUGGUUUUUAGAAGUGUUACUGAGCCCUUUCAGUGAUUUUCCACUGCAGAGUGGCAUAAGUUUUAAGUCCAGUGGUGUUUAAAGGUCCAGAGAUCAUAGAUGUUUAAUAUGGAUUCUCAGCCUUCACCAUGCCAUACAUUGUUUUUUGUUUUCCUUUUAAAUCUAAUAGAAACUAUUAUGUUUUUAAAAACUAGUAGUCAAAAUCUUUUUAGACCACUGACUGUAAUAUGAUGGAAUCCAGACCCUUUGCCAGCUUUUCUGUUUCUAAAGAAAAAAAAAGUCAGGUUCAAAAAUAUGCUUUUUUUUAUUGUAUUUUAAUUAAAUAUAAGGUUUAAGAGAUUUGCAUAUAUUUGCAAUCCAUUUUAACCACAUUUUUAAAAGUGUACCUAAUUGUAAGAUUAGUUGCAAUCUCCACCUGAUAUAAGAUUGUGUUAUAUGAUGAUAAGAAUCUAAAGUUCUGAAGUGCCUGAAACACUCUGCACAGUUCUGUAUAAACGUGAAUAUCAUAAGCACUUUUACAGUUUUAUAACUUUUUUUUUCUUUUUUUUAAUAAUAGCACACUACUGUACACCUCUUUUUGUUGAUCUUUUUGUCUAUGCAUUCAGCUCUGCUUUAAUAUUGACCUUGGACAAAACCAGAAAUUAUGGUUUCUCUACAUAUCUUGCUGCUGCAAUUUAUUCCUGUCAGAAGUCUGUAAUACAAUCUGCAGCUCUCCCGUGUCAGACUGAGACACUGCUGCAACACUUAAAAUCUCUUCUGGUGGUGCAGUCGUGUUCAUUUGACAGUGUCCUCCUUUUUGUUUACAGUUCUACAGGAGGAAAAAUCUUAAUUCUACAGGUACACCCGCAAUCAGAACUGCCUGUAUAUACAUUUUUUCUUUGUUUUUUGUGUAUUAUAUAUUUCUAUAAUUUUGUUAUUGUAAAACUUGUACUUAUAUUGUUAAAAUAAAUAAU
This is a messenger RNA of Melanotaenia boesemani (Boeseman's rainbowfish), 9728 nucleotides long. RefSeq names its product sodium channel, voltage-gated, type IV, alpha, a (gene scn4aa). Lineage: Eukaryota; Metazoa; Chordata; Actinopteri; Atheriniformes; Melanotaeniidae. Gene Ontology annotation, biological process: sodium ion transmembrane transport; membrane depolarization during action potential; neuronal action potential. Gene Ontology annotation, cellular component: voltage-gated sodium channel complex; axon; plasma membrane. The transcript has 27 exons. The record is from RefSeq and is a predicted model, not a curated record. Gene Ontology annotation, molecular function: calcium ion binding; protein binding; voltage-gated sodium channel activity. The coding region runs from base 310 to 6006 and encodes 1898 amino acids.